UAGAAACUUGAAGAAAGGAAUUAAGGAGUGAAUAUUGAAGAUGAAGAAGGCUUGUGUGUUUGUAGCUUUAUUGCUUGUCUUGUUUCUAAGUGUUUUUGGUGUUCAAUCACAAUUGAGCACUGACUUCUACUCUUCAAGUUGUCCAAACGUUCUCAAAGUUGUGAGACGUGAAGUCUUCAAAGCUCUCCAGACUGAGAUGAGAAUGGGUGCCUCUUUGCUUCGCCUUCACUUCCAUGACUGUUUUGUCAACGGUUGUGAUGGAUCAAUUUUGCUAGAUGGAAGUGACAGUGAAAAGCUCGCCGCACCUAAUUUGAACUCUGCAAGAGGCUUCGAUGUUGUCGACACGAUAAAAACCGCCGUCGAGAAUGAAUGCAAUGGAACAGUGUCUUGUGCUGACAUACUUGCCAUAGCUGCAAGAGAUUCUGUUGUUUUGAGUGGUGGCAAUAGUUGGAAAGUAUUAUUAGGGCGAAGAGAUGGUUUGAUAGCAAAUCAGUCGGGUGCUAACUCCGGCCUCCCUUCUCCCUUUGAUUCUAUCAACACAAUCAUCACAAAAUUCAAUAACGUCGGUCUUAAUGUAACUGAUGUUGUCUCCCUUUCAGGCGGUCACACAAUUGGUAGAGCCCGGUGCGUGUUGUUCAGCAACCGUCUAUUCAACUUCUCUGGCACUGGAGCUCCUGAUUCAACCAUGGACACUGACAUGGUGGCCGACUUACAAAAGCUAUGUCCGCAAAAUGGUGAUGGCAAUGUCACGACGGCAUUAGAUCGGAACUCGACUGAUGUUUUCGACAACCAUUACUUCAAGAACUUGUUGAACAACAAAGGUUUGCUUUCAUCUGAUCAAGGUUUGUUUUCAAGUGCUGAUGGUGUUGCUGCCACAAAGAGUUUAGUGGAGAGUUACAGUAGUGAUAGUAGUCUUUUCAUGACUGACUUUGUUAACUCAAUGAUCAAAAUGGGGAAUAUAAGCCCUCUGACUGGUUCAAAUGAAGAGAUACGCAAGAAUUGCAGGGUUGUUAAUUAAUUUAUUCCAGACUUGGUCUUUGGAUUAAUUAUUAUCAACAGCAGUAUGAUUUGUAUGCCUUAAUUUCGCACUAUGAUAUAAUGUGCUUGUGAAGCUCAAAGUGAUGAUGUCCUAGUUGAGUUUCUCAUGUUGAUGAAUAAU
Messenger RNA from Dioscorea cayenensis subsp. rotundata (Guinea yam), 1159 nucleotides. RefSeq names its product peroxidase 59-like. The record is from RefSeq and is a predicted model, not a curated record. Lineage: Eukaryota; Viridiplantae; Streptophyta; Magnoliopsida; Dioscoreales; Dioscoreaceae. Gene Ontology annotation, biological process: hydrogen peroxide catabolic process; response to oxidative stress. Gene Ontology annotation, molecular function: heme binding; peroxidase activity.